GUUUUGUUCUGUAGUCUUGUGUCAUUUUAUUUUGUUUCGUGCAAUUUUGACAGAAACGCCAAAUCCAAAAUGUUUGAUAUGGCGAAGUUUUUGAAUUAAAGUCGAAAUGGGAGAACAUUCUCACAGUAGGUUUGAAAAAUCUUUAGGAUUACUGACAACGAAAUUUGUGGGUUUGUUAAAAAGAUCCACCGGCGGUGUUCUAGAUCUAAAAAUUGCUGCAGAUUUGUUAGCUGUAAGGCAAAAAAGGAGAAUUUAUGAUAUUACCAAUGUUUUAGAAGGUAUAGGCUUGAUUGAAAAGAAAAGUAAAAACAGUAUUCAAUGGAAGCCUUAUACUUGCAAAUGCUUACCAGGAACAAACACACAAGAGUUUACGGUUAAAAUUGCAGAUCUUAAAAAGAAAAUUAGUAAAUUAAAUGAUUAUGAACAUGAAUUAGAUUUACACAGGCUUUGGAUCGAACAAAGUAUUAGGAAUACAACAGAAGAUUUGGAAACUAGAAAGUAUUUAUAUGUGACUGAUGAAGACUUUUCUCAACGUUUCGAUAGCAAUGACAGAGUUGUUAUAGUUAAUACACCUAUUAAUAAUAGUACAGUUAAAUUUGAAAAUUCCGAAGAUUUAUUCCAAUUAACCUUUAAUUCAAGUACAACGCCAAUUUUGUCCACCUUAUUGGGAGAAAUCCCUAAAGAUGACCAUGGGAAUACUCGAAAAAGAAAAAGGGUGAUACACCUAAAACAAGAAUCAGAAGAUACACAUUCUAACCGAAUAGAAUUUAUAAACAAAGAUAGAGUUGAAGAUGACCCAGACUUAAUAGCUGCUGAAAUUUUAUUUAAAAAACACAAAGGGUCUUAUUAUGAGGGGCAGAGCAGAUUAGUGGACCAAAAUGGCAAUGAUCCGAGUUCGUUUGUCCCCCUUAGUCCUGUUCAAUUGUCCCAGGACUACAAUUUUGGAUUUUUGGACACAGAAGGUGCUACUGAUCUUUUUGAUGAAACACAUUUUUCAACUACUCUAGAAAUACCAUUGUAAAAAUAUAAAUUUAAGGGCUAGUCUUUUCACCACUAAGUAAAGUUGAAAGUAUUUACCUACUUGCUGAUUAUACUAAAGGCUAUAGUUCGCUAAUCUGCCAAUAAGUACUCAGAGGUGAAAAAAUCAUACCUAUUACAUUCAAUUUUAUUAAUUUUUUGGUGUAUAAGCAUUACAUAUAUUUGCAUAAUUACAGGCAGCAAAAUGUAUCAGUAUGUUUUACAAUUUGCAACCAAUUCUAUUAUAUACUUGUUAAUUUUUAAUAAUUUUUCAUUUUUUAUAAUUUUACUUUACCAUAAG
Molecule: messenger RNA, 1318 nt
Organism: Psylliodes chrysocephalus
Lineage: Eukaryota; Metazoa; Arthropoda; Insecta; Coleoptera; Chrysomelidae
Source: the annotation of a GenBank genome assembly